GGUAUUCCCCAGGUUUAUCCGGCUUUUGGAAUAUGAGUAUGACUGUUUAGAUGUCGAUUUUUGGCCGUAAGUGUCAUCUUUGGCGACUUCAACAGAUCUAUAAGCACUUUUCGCCUUCUAGACAAUUUCAAACGAUGUCAGAUACCUUGCCUACUGCCGGAAUAAUCAUUAUUGGAGAUGAGAUAUUGAAAGGACAAGUUAGAGACACUAAUUCUCAUUUCUUCUGCAAGAGGCUGUUUGCUAUCGGAGUAAAGGUUGAGCGGAUCUCUGUUAUAUCUGAUGAUCUAGACACCAUAGCUGAAGAAGUUGCCAAGUUUUCUAAGAAGUAUACUCACGUAAUUACCUCUGGUGGCAUUGGUCCCACUCAUGAUGAUAAAACUGUAGAAGGAGUUGCCAAAGCAUUUAACGAGCCACUGCAUCUUCAUCCUGAGCUUGCUGAACUCUGUAAGAAGUACUUCCACAGUGACAACGGGGCGUAUAUGAAAUUUGCAAACGUCCCCGAGUCAGCCAAGCUACAAUACGGAACAGACAAGAAAACAGGACGGAAGAAUUACUUUCCACUCAUUUCUGUGAAUAAUGUUUAUAUCUUCCCUGGAGUACCCUCAAUUCUCGAAAGAGUGUUUCUUACCUUAGAAGACCUAUUCCGUAAUCCUGACAUUGAAUACCACACCGCCAGUAUCUACGUUCAAAAGGACGAGGUCUCCAUCACACCGAUACUCAACAAGUUUGUCGAUAAAUACAAGAAUUCCAUCGUCUUAGGGUCGUAUCCAGACUUUCAUAACAGCUACUACAAAGUCAAGUUGAAUUUAGAGGCUUUAAAGAAAGAAGUCUUGGAUAAAGCUGAAGAAGAAUUGAAAAGCAUGUUGCCUCAAGGUACCGUUGUAAACUUUGAUGAAGAUCCUUUCCUUCAUGCCGCGGAGCAAGUCUACAAAAUGGUCGAGUCCGAUGAGGAUACCGCCCUCCAUCGGAGCGUUAAACAAGCUAUGGCGAUCAUUGAAGAAGCGCUGAAAAAAUACAGCGUGUCGGAAUUAUGCGUUAGUUUCAAUGGUGGAAAAGAUUGUACAGUGAUUCUACACUUGGUCUACGCUGCACUGAAAAAACACUAUCCCGAUGAUACACUCCAAGCUAUGUAUGUCCAGUGUAGAAUGCCAUUCCCGGAGGUCGAAUCCUUCAUACAGAACUCAAAACAAAGUUAUAACCUAGAAUUAAUAGAACUGUCGGGAAAAAUCAAAGACUGUCUCGGCCGAUUGAAACAAGACCAACCACAUAUCAAAGCCAUGUUUAUGGGAACAAGAAACACAGACCCUUAUUCAGGUCACCUCGGUCACUUUGCCAAGACGGAUUCAGACUGGCCAGAGUACAUGAGGAUCAGCCCAAUCUUGGAUUGGGAUUACUCGGAACUGUGGGCAUUCCUUAGAAAACUUAACCUGCCAUACUGUGGUUUAUAUGAUAGGGGAUAUACAUCACUGGGAAGCAUGGACAAUACACACCCGAAUCCUAAACUACAAUAUACAGACGAUAAGGGCAUUUUACGAUAUCAACCAGCGUACCUCUUAGGCGACGCCAAACUUGAAAGGGAUGGCCGGAAUUGACAUGAGGACAAUAUUAGGUCAAAAUUAUAAUGUAUUCAGGAUAGGCUGUGAUAUUUUGGUGUUGAAUGCAAUGGAGUACUACGUAAUUGUAUAGCACGUUAGCCAAGUGAAACUCAUGUUCCUCUUCCUUGUACUCUUGCCCUACUCAGAGAGGGCAAUAUUGUUGUCCUAUUUGUGAUCUCAUUGUUUUGUUAGGAUUUAUACCGGUAGUGUAGUACCGGUAGACCAGAGGACUUGGACCAAAUCAUGCACCAAAUUGGAGAACAAUGAUGUGCUUGCUUCAUGUAUGUUGAACAUCUAGUGAUGUUCGAGUGGAGCACAAACAUUUGUCAGUGGGAGUAUGUGCCUGAGAGUGAACCAUAUCCUAGAGCACACCUUGUGAGAGUUCCCCACCUUAACACUAAUAAGGUACUGGGAACAACCCCAGGGGAACAACCUGGUUGGAAUACAGUUCUUUUUUCAGAUGUUUUUCCUAGUGAAUGUUAAGGAAAGUCACAAAAUAAAGUCCAAUUUCCAAAUACUAGUUCUUCAAUUAGCAGUCUAUUCCAUCCUUGCGUCAUGUGCUAGUAAUGUCAUGAAAUAGUCUUAUAA
Molecule: messenger RNA, 2183 nt
Organism: Lineus longissimus
Lineage: Eukaryota; Metazoa; Nemertea; Pilidiophora; Heteronemertea; Lineidae
Product: FAD synthase-like
Exons: 12
Coding region: 51-1592 (513 amino acids)
Biological process (GO): FAD biosynthetic process
Molecular function (GO): FMN adenylyltransferase activity
Source: RefSeq, a predicted model, not a curated record